Molecule: messenger RNA, 777 nt
Organism: Trichobilharzia regenti
Lineage: Eukaryota; Metazoa; Platyhelminthes; Trematoda; Strigeidida; Schistosomatidae
Source: the annotation of a GenBank genome assembly
AUGAAACCAAAUACAGCUGAUGAGAUUAUGGAACGUUAUUAUAUGCCUGACAAGAAUUUGAAACGUUACCGUCAGGAAGGACAACCACCAUUCUCUGGGCGUCAAGUGAUUUGGUUUGCAGUCGACACAAUAUGGAUGGUGUUGAUAACAGUCGAAUUCGUGAUUUUGUUGACCAUAAUGCCAGCUGGUUUCAUCCUAUUGCUUCUAUUUCUAUUCGUGAAGAAGCUCCAAACGCACUGUCUCGUUGUUCGCAUACUGCUUGGACUAACAGUUACAAUGUGGUCUAUGUGCUUCGCUGCAUUCUUGGGACCCAUCAAAUUGGUGCCUGGAUUAGCGUCACUGGGUGUGACAAUUGUUCUAUCGGUGAUCACGGUUGUGCUAGCUCUAAAACUGCCACCGCUGAAUGAAAAAGGAUUGUUUAUUUUGCUGACGACACUACUUACUGUUAUGUGUUUGGUAUUCGCUGAGGCAGCUGCGGGGUUCAUUAACAAGCAAUAUGAAGUGCUCACUGUACAAGGAAUACUUUCGUGCCUGUUUGUAGUCAUUUUAAUGUUCAUCUGGGUCAAUAAACGACAAAUGAUCCUGGAGCCUCUGUCCCCUUCAUGCUCAGAAACCUUUCUAGCAUUCGUCGUAUGGUGUACGAUUAUAUGCCUAUUCACGCAAAUAUUAAUCUGCUUUCCAGCAUGGAGUGGUGAGGAAUGUCAGAUGAAGGCGAAAAAUAACACAAAAAUUGCCAACGUUCUGUCUAUUCUUCACAUAAAAAACGUUAAAUUUUAA